Messenger RNA from Anopheles stephensi (Asian malaria mosquito), 2034 nucleotides. Its product is annotated as enhancer of split mbeta protein-like. Gene Ontology annotation, biological process: regulation of transcription by RNA polymerase II; regulation of neurogenesis; anterior/posterior pattern specification. The transcript has a single exon. The record is from RefSeq and is a predicted model, not a curated record. NCBI's taxonomy places the organism in Eukaryota, Metazoa, Arthropoda, Insecta, Diptera, Culicidae. Gene Ontology annotation, cellular component: nucleus. Bases 435 to 1166 code for a protein of 243 amino acids. Gene Ontology annotation, molecular function: protein dimerization activity; DNA-binding transcription factor activity, RNA polymerase II-specific; RNA polymerase II cis-regulatory region sequence-specific DNA binding.
ACCCAUCCGGGGCCCACGAACCGGCGGCAGUAUAUAAGCGCUCGGUGGUGGAAAUUUCGAUAUCAUUUCCAUUCAUUCGUCCGAACAGAGAGGACACAUCCCUCAGAGCCACAGCUCAACAGAAGUCACUGUUUCGAUUUCGUAAAAUACGCCACGAUUACACGAAGUUGACGUUUUGUGCAUCAAAACAUCAACAAAGUACAAAAGCAGAGAGUGAGAACGAGAACGAAACAAGCGCGCAUUUAACAGUGACGGUUGGAGUUAAGCAAAGUGACGAAUCGGAAGAUUGAGAAUAACGGUUUGUGCAAGUGCAAGUGCAGAAGUUAAAGAGACAAACCGACUUGAGUGAAAGUGUGUGCCUGUCUGUGCGUCCGUGUGACAAGCAAUUGUGGUUAAGCCAAGCAAACAAAACAACAAACACACACACACACAAAAUGGAUUACGCAAAUAUGGUGUCAGAGUCGGCAGGACUCAACGGUAAACUGCAGUCCUCGCUGGAACCGCUAUCCCGCACCUACCAGUACCGGAAGGUGAUGAAGCCAAUGCUGGAGCGAAAGCGCCGUGCCCGCAUCAACCGGUGUCUGGACGAGCUGAAGGAGCUGAUGGUGUCUGCCCUACAGUCCGAGGGCGAAAAUGUGGCCAAGCUGGAGAAGGCCGACAUUCUGGAGCUGACCGUCCGUCACCUGCACAAACUGCGCCGCCAGCAGCGUCUUGCCGCAAACCCCGUCCUGGAUGCGGACCGUUUCCGGGCCGGAUUCACCCACGCCGCCAACGAAGUGUCCCGCUGUCUCGCGUCGACGCCCGGCGUUGACAUCAAGCUCGGCACGAAGCUGAUGACACACCUCGGCCAUCGGCUGAACGAUCUCGACAAGGUGUCCCCACUGUCCGUGCAUGUGGAGUCCGCCGGUUCCAACGCCGCCGGUUCCCGCAGCCCAUCCGCCUCGCCCCCGAUCUCACCGUUCUCGGCCGCCUCCUCCACGUCCGGGGAUGUGCCCAUGUACCAGAUGCCGCUCACCCCGCAGUCGUACCGCAGCGAAGAGUCCGGACUGCUCGCACCGUCCACCACACCGUCGCCGAACCCGAGCGAAUGUGACGACCACCACCAUACCGGAGGUCUGCUCAAGAUCCAACAGUCGGCCGGUGAAUCCGUGUGGCGGCCGUGGUAAUGCAACCACUGCAAGCAGCAGCAGCAGCAUCCAAACAACGAAGUGGUGAAAACGAAACCAAAACUCGAACUCGAAUCCAUCGAUCUCAACCGAAAAACCGGAACCACAAUAGGGCGGAAGCAGUUGGAUUUUGCGCAAUGAAGUGUGGGAGGACAAGCAACGGUUUGCAGCUUUAAAUAGUGUAUUAGGGAACUUAGUACGUAAGGAUCGCUCGGGCCGGGCGCUCUACGGCGCCAGCUCGUUUACUUAGGCCAGUGUGUGUGAGCGCAUUUUUUUUUAUUAAUCGCUUGAGAAGGAGUUAACGUUUUUUUUUUUCAUUUAGCAUUUGUUCUUGUUAGUUGAAUUUGUUGCGAAGAACAAUAUUCAUUGUGAUAUUAAUGUGUACGCGUCGAUUAGCAAGCAGGAGAGAGCGGGUGUGAAAGACGGUUAGGAGAGGUGUUUUUAACGAUGCAUUUAAAAAGACAAGGACGCUUGUGUUGCGUCAACGCACAAACGCCCCAGUUUUAGCUGUAAGGACCGAGCAGGAGAGAGACAAGCAUUAGAAAAGACUUGAAAGGAGUGAUAGGAGCGGAUGUAUUCCAGUGUUUUAUUUUUCCAACAAAAACUAUUAGGAUUGUGAUCAGGACGAAAAAAGGAUUGCAAAGAUUUCCCUUCGCAAGCUGGGCAGCCAAGCUUCGAGGCAUGACGCAAUUUCUGUGAUUUCAAACAAAACAAAUCAAAAGCAACGAGAAAGAGGAAGGAGCGAUGGCUUGCAUGCCACACGAAAUCGCAGCUAAAAUGACAAUGAUCAAUCUUAAAAAAAAAAGAAAAUGGUUGAAAAAAGAAAACAACAAAAAUACAUUGCUCAAAAUCAUUCUACAAAACUUAA